UGGGUGGCAGAACACCUCCGUGACACCUACUUGGCAUUCCCACAGACCCUACCCUCCUUGCUGUCUGUGUACCAGCUCUGGCUCGGAGGACGCUGCCCCUCAGCUGCGCGUUCUCUUUUGGCCUCGUCCACCCUUGUGGCUCUCGCGAAGCCGAACGGGGACGUGCGGCCGAUCGCCAUUGGAGAGGUGCUCGUGCGCGUCCUCUCCCGCGCAGUCUGCCUCCAGCUCCGCGACCAGAUGGCGAGAGUGUUCCUCGCGUCACAGCAGUUCGGAGUCGGGGUCACGUGUGGCACAGAGGUCACCGUUAGAGGCGUUGUCCGCGCUCUAGCUGACCACCCAGGCUGGGUGGUUCUGCAGCUGGACGUGGCCAACGCCUUUAACUCUUUCUUUCGCGACGUCUUGUUCCAGGCACUGCAUGCCAGUCCUGAGUUCAGGUGCCUCAUUCCUUUCAUCCGUCUUUUCUACGGCACGCCGUCCGAUCUGCUCUAUCGGACCGGCAGGGGAGUCACCACGAUGCACUCGGAGCGCGGCACUCGGCAGGGAGACCCGCUGAGCCCGUUUCUCUACGCCCUCACGCAGCGCCUUGCCCUGGAGCCCGUCCUGGCAGGGGGUGACGUCCAGCUCUGGUCGUACGCCGACGACACCUACCUCGUGGGCCCUCCGGACAGGUUCCUAGGGCUGUGUGCAUCGCGGACAGCACGGCGGAGGAGAGAUUCAGGGGCAGGGGAUGACGGGUCGGCACGGAUAUUUGAGACGAGCCUCACUACGCGUCUCUCCGUGGCACUGCAGCGCGCGCAGGCAAAUGUGAUCAUGCAGCAUGCAGUGCGGCAGCUGGGCGGCUCCGACAAUGGAUGGAUGCCAGCGCCUGUACCUUUGGGCGCUGGGCAGGGGAGUUGGCACCACAUCACAGGGUGCUUCGAGAGUGCAGCAGAUAUGCAGUACAUGUAUGAUGCAUAUGUGUAGAAAAACAUAUAUAGGCCGUGCUUGAGACGCUGUGCCCGCGCUGUCGCGUGGGCUGUUGUUUUGUUAGGUCCCAGGAUGUCCCUUUGAUAUAGUCACACCCCCCCUCCCCUCUUCCCCUCUUCUCUUUCUCUCCUCUAUCUCGCUCUCUUCUCCCCCACUCUUUCUGCUACCUUCUUCCUUCCACUAUCUUCUCUUUCUUU
Molecule: messenger RNA, 1163 nt
Organism: Closterium sp. NIES-67
Lineage: Eukaryota; Viridiplantae; Streptophyta; Zygnematophyceae; Desmidiales; Closteriaceae
Source: the annotation of a GenBank genome assembly